AUGACGGCGAUCAAGAAUCCAUCGCACAUUAACGAUCAGCUCCUCAAUGAAAAUGAUCCGAUCCAUGUUGCGUCAACAUUUAAGUUUCUCGAACGAGGCGGGGAUAUUUCACAAAAUGCAAAGUUGGCUUACUCCAAAUUCUUGCCUUACAUACUGUUAAACUACAAUUGCCAAACUUCACCUUUCCUCUCAAGAUAUUCACAGUUCGAUAGGAUUUGUAGUUUCGCAGCAAUUGGUCAAGAUGAAGUGAAAAAUGGAAUUAAAGAUAAUAUGUACCCAAAGCCACCAAUAACAUCGGCAAUGGAUAUUGACACCGGUUAUCCACCGAUAAAUAAUGGGGAUCCUAAAAUGAUGUCGAGACUAGUCUUACAAGACAUUCACGAUCUUACGAAGUCGGCCAAGUUAUUUUACAGCAAAAGUCAAAAUACGGUUGAGAAAUAUUGCGAUUUUCUCGUUCAAAAUCGGCUCCACUUUCAAUAUCUGAGACGUAUCGAUGGGACAUCAAAUCUGGAAUAUUUUUUACCAAUCAUGUUAUAUAAAUGGGAUCUGAGAUCUUUGGGUAUUGAUUAUGAGUUCGAUUAUAUCGAGAAGCUGUGUCGCGAAAUUUUAACCUUGGAUGUUGUGAUAUCCGCCAAGGUUUUGAAAGAGUUGCAAUAUUCGACGAGAGGAUUAUUUCAAGAUAAAAUUUUAGCCAGGUCGGCACUGGAGAUAGAUCCAAGUGCAACCUUUUCUGGUUUAGAGUUGUUCAGAGCACCACAAGAUUUCGCAUUUAAAUGUUUUUAUGUUAUGCUCAAAGGAGUAUACUCCUGUAACCUCACCGAAUUAAUACCUGCACGAAAAAUUCUGUUUUUAACUGAGAGAAGCGGGAACGGUGAUGAUUACAAACAUAUAUAUCCGGAACUUCUUGGUCUUAUAUCAGCUAAUUAUCCGGAAAUUUUCGAUAUCGAAAGUUUACUAGUUGAUGAGGAUCACGAGAUAAGAACUUAUAACAAUAACCUUGAAGAGAUUGCCGAACAACUCAUCUUGUCAGUAAGCACCGGGCUCGAUGACGACUCCGAAGAAUCAGCUUUAGCGAUGAAACGGCUGGCAGCUCUUCCAUCCGAGGUCUUAUAUGCACACUCGGACACUCUAAUAAUAUUUUUACUACCAAGACUUUUGGAUAGGAUGGAUUUUGAAAUAUUGAAUUAUAUGAGUGAAGUAUGGCUCCUAUUGUAUAACAUAAGUCCGCAUGAAGCUUCGCUUUUAUUUGUGAAUGGAUUACGCGGAGAACAAGAUCGAAGAUAUCGAUUUCCCGAGCUGCAAAUUAUGCUUGAUCCAUCGUUGGUGUUUCGGAUUGAUGGUCGGGUGUUUAGGUGCCCUCCGUUGUACAAAAUAUUUUUACGGGUAUUAAAAUUCUAUAUGGUGGGGUCGCGACAGAGGUUGCUUCGUAUUUAUCAAGAGAAUUCUAACAAGGAGGAAAUCACCCAAAUAAAUCUUCCUCUGACGAUUAUGGAACAAGAGACUUUGUUGUUAUCAACUGUGCUGGAAAUCUGCAUUUCUGGACCAAAGGAUGAUGAAAAAGAAGACACGUGCAUGAACUGGGUUCAUGAACUUAUAAACCACGAAGACCCCGAAAAACAAAUGUUCGGUCUACGCCUGGCAGGUCAAUUAUGCGAAGUUUGGCCUAUAUUUUCGAUAGCGAAAAAUUUCAUGCUUCCGGCGAUUAAACGCAAGAUUAUGAAUCCUUCCUCCAAGGUUCUGUCUCCCGAGGCAGCAGAAGUUUUACCAAUACUAGUGAAAUUACAUAACAUUUUUGAACAUUUGAGAACGGAUGUGGUCGACCUGUUGCGAG
Messenger RNA from Acaulospora colombiana, 1831 nucleotides. Lineage: Eukaryota; Fungi; Glomeromycota; Glomeromycetes; Diversisporales; Acaulosporaceae. The record is from the annotation of a GenBank genome assembly.